AUGUUUUCUGAUACCAAAAAUUUCAAAUUUGCAGAGAUUCCGGAUUUAUCUGGCAAAGUUGCGGUGGUAACAGGCGGAAAUUCUGGUAUUGGAUACGUUACUUGCAGAGAACUGUCAAGAAAAAAUGCACAUGUAUUUAUUCUAGCUCGUAAUAUCGAAAGGGGCACAGCAGCCGUUGAAAAGAUCAAACAAGAAACAGGAAAUCAAAACGUAGAAUUUUUACAAUUGGAUCUACAAAGUUUAAAAUCUGUUAAAGAAUGUGCCGAAUCUUUUUUGGCUCGGAAAUUACCAUUACAUAUUUUGGUCAAUAAUGCUGGUAUAGCGGCAACAAAAUUUCCUUUAACUGUUGAUGGAAUUCAAGAUCAAUUCGGAACUAAUCACGUCGGGCAUUUUUAUCUUACAAAAUUACUUUUACCAACACUUGAAGCAUCAGCUCCGUCAAGGAUAGUUAACGUUAGUAGCCAAGCUUAUAAGCUUGCAAGCGAUGGAAUAAAAUUUGAUAAAAUAAAUGAUCCAACUCUUUCAUCAAUGAAACGAUAUGGAACUUCAAAACUUGCAAAUAUUUUAUUUACGGUUGAAUUAAAUAAACAACUGGAAGGAAAAAAAAUUUAUGUCAAUUCUUUACAUCCAGGAAAUGUAAAUACUGAACUUAUUGGAAAAAUUACAAAUAAAUGGACAGCUCCACUCUGGGGGCUUGCAAAAUGUAUAUUUUUGAUUACGCCUGAUGAUGGAGCAUUGACCACAUUAUAUUGUGCAACAAGUCCAGAGAUUGAAAAUAAGAAUCUGCGUGGAAAGUAUUUUAUUCCAUUUGGUGUAGAAUCUCCAACAAACAAACAUGAAAAUGCUGUUGCUUCUUCAUCACCACCUCUAGAAAAUGCUUCAACAACUUCUUUGGAUGCAACUGCUGCUCGACUACCAUAUCAACUGCAUCUGUUGAUAGUGCUUGCUAAUGGCUCUUCUGAUGCCAACUUAAUCACCGAAAAAGAAAUACGUGACUUGAUCAGAUAA
This is a messenger RNA of Entrophospora candida, 1008 nucleotides long. Lineage: Eukaryota; Fungi; Glomeromycota; Glomeromycetes; Entrophosporales; Entrophosporaceae. The record is from the annotation of a GenBank genome assembly.